CCUCCGUCCCCCGUGACAGCGAAGCAGAGGCUCAUCACCCUACCCAAGUAGCCAUCCUCCGCCGCCGCCAUGGCAGCAGCCCCCACCGGCGGCCCCGCCAUCACCAUGUCCUCCUCCUCCUUCCUCUCUCCGUCGCCGUUCUAUGUCAAGUACCGAACUGCUCCCCGUUCCCGGGCGUCGAGGACCAGCCACCGCCAACCCGCCGGGAGAAUGCCUGUCACCGUCCGCUGCGUCAGUAUCCCGCCGGCCGCCGAUACAGCUUACAAGACUAGUGUCCCGCGCAAUGCAAACAUGACCAAGCUCCAAGCAGGAUAUCUGUUUCCUGAGAUAGCCAGGAGAAGAGCAGCUCAUUUGCUGAAGUACCCUGAUGCUGAGAUUAUAAGCCUUGGGAUAGGUGACACUACCGAGCCCAUUCCUGACGUCAUAACAAAUGCCAUGGCAGAGAGAGCACAUGCCUUAUCAACAAUUGAUGGCUACAGUGGUUAUGGAGCUGAGCAAGGUGAAAAGAAACUAAGGGCAGCAAUUGCUGCAACCUACUAUGCGGACAUUGGUAUUGAAGAUUCAGACAUAUUUGUCUCUGAUGGUGCCAAAUGUGACAUUUCUCGCCUCCAGGUCCUUUUUGGAUCUAAUGUGACAAUUGCAGUCCAAGACCCAUCAUACCCUGCAUAUGUUGAUUCAAGUGUUAUCAUGGGCCAAACCGACUUAUAUCAGCAAGAUGUUCAGAAGUAUGGCAACAUUGAGUACAUGAGAUGCAAUCCCGAAAAUGGAUUUUUCCCUGAUCUGUCAACUGUCCCACGAACAGAUAUAAUUUUCUUUUGUUCACCCAACAACCCUACUGGUGCUGCUGCAUCUCGGGACCAACUAACAAAACUAGUCAAAUUUGCUAAGGACAAUGGGUCCAUCAUUGUCUAUGAUUCUGCUUAUGCUAUGUACAUAUCAGAUGAUAGUCCAAAGUCCAUCUUUGAAAUUCCUGGAGCAAAAGAGGUUGCCAUUGAGACAGCAUCAUUCUCAAAAUAUGCUGGGUUCACUGGUGUCCGUCUAGGUUGGACUGUUGUCCCCAAGGAACUUCUUUUCUCAGAUGGACAUCCAGUUGCUAAAGAUUUCAACCGCAUAGUCUGCACUUGCUUCAAUGGCGCAUCAAACAUUGCUCAAGCUGGUGGCUUAGCUUGCCUCUCUACAGAGGGCCUGAAGGCUAUGCGUGACGUCGUUGGCUUCUACAAGGAGAACACUGAAAUAAUUGUUGACACAUUUACAUCGCUUGGGUUCAACGUGUAUGGUGCCAAGAACGCUCCUUAUGUGUGGGUGCACUUCCCUGAUCGCAAUUCGUGGGAUGUGUUCGCUGAGAUCCUCGAGAAGGCAAACGUUGUCACUACUCCUGGCAGUGGAUUUGGACCAGGCGGCGAAGGCUUUGUGAGGGUCAGUGCAUUCGGCCACAGAGAGAACAUCAUUGAAGCCGCUAGGAGAUUAAAGCAACUGUACAAAUGAGCACCGACGCAACUUCUGUAUCGCACUUGAAGGACUGUACCAAUAAGAUCACAGCUGGAUUUGGAAUGCCAAAUCCUCUCUUUGGAGCUACCAGGAGAUAUUAGAAGUGAUACUUGAUAAUUUCGUAGGCUUUUUUUUAAUGGUGUUACUCCAUUCAAACCAUUUCCAUUUUGAAAUAAUGCUUUGUAUACCUGAGGCGUUUAAAUCACCAAUGGUUAUAUAUGGCCUAGGUUAUUUUCCUUACA
Molecule: messenger RNA, 1730 nt
Organism: Panicum virgatum (switchgrass)
Lineage: Eukaryota; Viridiplantae; Streptophyta; Magnoliopsida; Poales; Poaceae
Product: probable LL-diaminopimelate aminotransferase, chloroplastic
Exons: 10
Coding region: 70-1485 (471 amino acids)
Cellular component (GO): chloroplast
Molecular function (GO): pyridoxal phosphate binding; L,L-diaminopimelate:2-oxoglutarate transaminase activity
Source: RefSeq, a predicted model, not a curated record